GUGGCUUUGCAAAGAACAGCUAUGCACAGGGUGACCGGUGAGACCAGAAGUGUGUGCUCAAACGGUGCAGAGCAUCUGACUUUUGGGAUCGUCAGUUCAGGUGGAGAAGCGUCUGCGUGAGCUGCCGGGAUGUAAAUGCUGCAAGCGGGUGACCAUGCAUGAGUGAAUAGAUUCCAGUUUCAGGUGGGGGGGGAGAGGCAGGGUCCCGCUCAAAGCGCGCCUCGGUGAUGGAUGCUCCUCUUGUGCUCUAUUUUGAGCGUUCAUUUGAGAGGGAGUAAAGGAGCAUUGAGCAUCCAGCUCCCCUCUCCCCACCCCCACCCGCUCUCUCCCCCUCCUCCGCUUGUUACUGCCGACUCUCCGCUCACAGCCGAGAGAAGGGCAAUGGCAGAAGCGUCCCACGGAACGAGCUGAUCGCAGGAGGAGAGGGUGGCCGGCCGACUAAACUUCGGCCCGGUGACCUGCUGCAGUUUCACGGUGGGAAUGAUGAGUGUGGACGAUUGCUGCCUUUCCUCUCCGCCCUGUUCCAGAAUCUUUACAGUGGUCCGAGAUCCUCUCGGCUGAUCUGAACGCUCGGGGGUCGGAUGUCGCUGGGUCGACAUCGAUCCACACCUGAUCGCAGUCUCUCCUUCCUCCAAGUUAUCUGAAAAGGCAGCCCGUAGCCAAGGAAGCCUCAGUCCAUGUACUCCUGAUGCUGGAACAAGGCUGAUAUCCCCCGUUUACUCAGCCUGGGACUUACACUGAAGCAAGCAUCCGGCUGCAAGAUAGAGACAUUCUUCUUCAAGACCCCCUGGAUUGGAGCAUCGCUUGGCUCCGGCCCAUGUGAGAGAUGAAUACCUAUGGAUCUCCCUACAUGUACAUGGCCGGCCCGGUGUCCCAGCCCCGGCCCCCUCUACAAAGGACCCCCAAGUGCGCCCGCUGCCGGAACCACGGCGUCCUAUCCUGGCUGAAGGGACACAAGCGCUACUGUCGCUUCAAGGACUGUACCUGCGAGAAAUGCAUCUUGAUCAUCGAGAGGCAGCGGGUGAUGGCGGCACAGGUGGCCCUCCGGCGGCAGCAGGCCAACGAGUGCAUCGGCAGCCUCAUUCCGGACAGUAUCCGAGCGGUGCAGGGCAUGGCUGGGGCUCCUGGCACGGCCGUGCCUCGGCACGCAGCGACCAAAAACGCCGAGAGCGCACUGCGCUGGGACCCCGAGCAGUCUCACUGUCUCCCGGAGCCCAGGGCCGACGUGAGUGACGAACGAUUAGACGAGCAGAUUAGAGACGACAUCUCGGAAACAUACAAUGACAAAGGUUCAGGACAGACAAACUCACCAGAUAUGGUCAAAGACAAGAGCUGCUACACGGCUGACAGCCCCGAAAUGCCAGUGGCCGAUGAAGAGCGGUUACCCGUGGAGAAGGGUAGCAGCACCCAGGAAACAGCACCUGAAAGUUCCAAAUUUAAUCUGGAUCAGAAUCAGAUGUUGAUGGAGGGACUAUCUGGAGCCAUGUCAGUUCCAUUUUCUCUAAAAGGUAACAGACCUCCUAUAGAAGUGCUGAAGAAGAUCUUCCCGAAUCACAAACCUACAGUUCUGGAGCUGAUUUUGAAAGGGUGUGGAGGUGACCUUGUUGGUGCCAUUGAAAUUCUUCUGUCCAGUCGCUCUGAUCGAUCUUCAGAAGCCCCUGAUGUCCUGAGUGUAUCAUCCAAUGGACAGACAUUUUUUGAACAUGCUUUUGGGUCCUAUCCUGUUGCCUCCUCCAAAUGGUCUGUUGGGUCAGCCUUCAGGGUCCCUGAUUCCUUGAGGUUCUCUAAUGAUCCUGGUAACGUCAUGUCAAACCCACUGGCCAUGCCACUGCAGCACCAAUUUCCUCAACCUCCUCGUUACCCACUGGUUCUGCGGAACACCCUGAGCAGAAACCAGGCAAACCCAUUUAUUUCAAACGACGUUGCCCUGUGGAACACCAUGACUCUUCAGCAGCAAUACCAGCUCAGAUCCCAGUAUCUCACCCCUUUCCCAAAUGCUUCAGCUGGCAUCUUUCGCAGCUCACCAGUCCUUCCGUCUCACCCUGCCAACGAUCCCAGGCUUGCACUUGCCGAUGAAGGCUGUGCAAUGGUGACCAAGCAACCCAUUUACACAGAGGAGGACUAUGAUGAGAGAUCGGAUUCUGCAGACUCUAGAAUAUUGAACUCAUCUUCUUAAAUGAUAUGCAUCUGAUGCUCACCAAAUAGAAUAAUAAAAGGAAAAUACUUGAAUAUAGGUAUUGAAGACUGAGUAGAUUCUAUAUCCAUGACUUAAUAUCCCGAUCAGGAAUAGCCAAAGGAUUAUAAAACAUAGUUAUUCAGUUAAUAUGUCAUACUUAGAUGUGUUAGUUGAAGAAUAUGUAUAACUGGUAGCUAUACUUUCUAAUGCAUGUUAUAUGCUGUGACCAUGACUGCUAACAAUUUAAAAAAAAGUAGACACUUGAACAAGUACCUGUAGCACGCCCAGAAUUUCAAGUGCAAAUAAAUGAAAAUUAUGUGGACAUAUGUUGUACAAAACGUCAUUCACACAAACUGAUGGAUUUCAUUGUUACAUUUAACACAAUUCAGGUACUUACUUUAAGGUGUGUAAUUGCUCUCAUUUAACUCUCAAUUAAAUUAAGAAUAAAGAAAAUUUCAAGAUAGCUGUGAUUAUGAGGAAGUGGAUUUGCCUUCAUCAUGCUAAUCGCAUUCAAUUGAAUGUAUAUGUUAAGUUUAUGGAUACAGAUUGGAAGGCACUUUGGCCAUUUGGAAAUGCCUAAAUUACUCUCCAAUAUUUUCUGAAUUCCCUGAAGCAAAAAAAGUUUUGGGAUUCAAAUCAAAAUUAUUUUGACAAUUUCAGUUUUAUAGGAACUCAUUAUAUUUUGGAGGCUUUAAACAUCGGGAAAGUAAUAGUUCCAAAAAAGUAAAAUAGAUUCAGAUGUGCAAGAUUAUGAUGGCAGAAUUAAACUCUAAAUCAAUAGCAGUUAAUGCUUUCCUCAGCUGAAAGGCCAACACAGACUACAAGGUUUUAAUGUGGGGUCUUGGUACAAAACGCGAUCAUCCUUUUGCCUCCAGAGGCGCUGCUCAAAAAUCUCCUAAAUUCCUCCAGCAGUUUCUAUCUUGCUCCUGAUAUCAGCAUCUGCAGUUGCUUGUGUGUACAGAUUGCAAUGAAUAGGGAGGAAGUCAUAUAGAUGUUUUCUAGGUUGCCAUUUGCAUGGCAGUUUCCUUUUUUAAAUUCACAUACUUUUCAAUUAGGACAGGACAUAGUACAAAAAAACUAAAUAGAAAAUAUAAACAUUCAUCAGCCAUGCAUGCAGACAGAGGAAUACUGCGACAUUUAUUUUAGCAUAACAGAGAAUACGGCAUCCUGGUAGAUGAAGUAAGGUGGCUACCAUGAAUAAAUGUCAGAUUCAUGAAGAGAUCAGAGAGCACUGAAAGCACUGGCAGGUCAGGCUGCAUCUUCGGAGAGAAAGACAAGCAGAGUUAAUGGGGGUCAUUUUAACCCGGGGGUCCGGCAUGGACGUAUGCUGCAGAAGAAUGUUAACAUUAAAAAAAAUGUUAAACCCAUUCAGCUGCCUUGAACCCAUCCACCUCGACUUAGAGUGGGGGAGUCCAGAGGAUA
Messenger RNA from Amblyraja radiata (thorny skate), 3598 nucleotides. It is a transcript of the gene dmrt3a, whose product is annotated as doublesex and mab-3 related transcription factor 3a. Gene Ontology annotation, cellular component: nucleus. Gene Ontology annotation, molecular function: protein binding; DNA-binding transcription factor activity, RNA polymerase II-specific; RNA polymerase II cis-regulatory region sequence-specific DNA binding. NCBI's taxonomy places the organism in Eukaryota, Metazoa, Chordata, Chondrichthyes, Rajiformes, Rajidae. Gene Ontology annotation, biological process: male sex differentiation; regulation of transcription by RNA polymerase II. The coding region runs from base 827 to 2176 and encodes 449 amino acids. The record is from RefSeq and is a predicted model, not a curated record. The transcript has 2 exons.